AUGGCGGAGCAGCAGCGCCCCACGGACGCCGUGAAGAGCUAUUUCCCCGACAACGGCCCCUCCACCUCCCAAGUAAUUGCUGUCGUCACGCUCUUCCCCAUUGGCGGCAUCCUCCUCAGCAUCGCCGCCCUGAUUUUCAUCGGCACCCUCUUUGGUGUCGCCGUCUCCAUCCCUGUCUUCCUCCUCUUCAGCCCCAUCAUCGUCCCCGCAGUCAUCACCAUUGGUCUCGCCGUUGCUGGGUUCUUGACUUCGGGAGUUUUCGGCAUCACGGCGCUGUCGUCGGUCACGUGGAUCAUCAAUUACUUUAUGAAGAUGAGGGGGAGCUGGCAUGAGCAGUUCGACCAAGCGAGGCGGUGCGUGGGGGACACCGCUGGCCACGUGGGCCAGAUGGUGCGUGAGUUGGGCCAAAAGGCCCAAGAUGCUGCAUGGACUUGAACAUUUCAUUCGGCCACGACGGAAGAUCAGUUUGUAUUUUGUAAACGUUGUAAUACUUCUAAUAUUAAAUCUAGGGUUAACUAUAAUAAAAUUAGUUUUUUUAGGCUAUAACGUUGUUUCUUUAAACAAUGAUCUUUUUCAUAAUUUUUGAAUGAAAAUGAUAUGAACACGAUAUCCUCCUCGUUUCA
Salvia miltiorrhiza (redroot sage) is the source of this 623-nucleotide messenger RNA. Its product is annotated as oleosin H2-like. The transcript has 2 exons. Gene Ontology annotation, biological process: lipid storage; response to freezing; seed oilbody biogenesis. The record is from RefSeq and is a predicted model, not a curated record. Gene Ontology annotation, cellular component: monolayer-surrounded lipid storage body; membrane. Lineage: Eukaryota; Viridiplantae; Streptophyta; Magnoliopsida; Lamiales; Lamiaceae. Bases 1 to 435 code for a protein of 144 amino acids.